AUAUUUUUCGUCGUCAGGUCUGCUAAGCUGAAGGCCCUACUGACGUCACACACAUCACAGACAUAACCCUUCUCAGCUGAUCUCAAACGUCAAGACGGAAAGUGUUUAAAACAUCCGUGCUUAGUGUACUGCAUCACUGGUAUUUUUUCAAGCCGUGAUUUACUGCACCGCCGCCUGCGUUGUAACUUGCCAUUCCAAAAUGUUGGACUUUCUGUCAGUUGUUGGGACGUGGAUAUUUUCUGUCUCUGCUCUUGUGGUCUUGGGUCAGUUUAUUUAUGAGUGGCUGCAGAGACCUCAUUCUAUCUCUGGGAAACAUAUUGUGGUGACGGGAGGUUCCAGUGGGAUUGGAAAGAGUGUUGCCAUUUCUGCUGCCAAGAGGGGCGCUCAUGUUACAAUCAUUGCACGUAACACUAAACGCCUAGAAGAAACAACUCAAGAAAUAACUAAAGCAGUGGUUGACAGUUCCCAGAAAGUGCAAUAUCUAUCUCUUGAUCUCUCUAGUGAUUAUGCUGCUGUUGAAAAGGCAUUGUGGACACUUGAAGAAGAAACUGCACCAAUUUAUAUGCUCGUCAACUGUGCUGGAGGUGCUGUUUGUGGGAAGCUAGAAGACACAUCAGCAAAUGACAUUCAGAAUCAGCUGUCCAUGAAUUUUGUCGGAACCGUUUUCCCCACCAAAGCAUUAAUUGCAAGGAUGAAAAGUCGUGGAGAGGGCGUUGUGGUAGUUACGGGCUCUGUGGCUUCUCUUUUUGGUAUAUAUGGAUUUUCCAUCUACAGUAGCACAAAGUUUGCUCUUCGUGGAUUUGCAGAGGCUUUGCAUAUGGAGACUAAGCCUUAUGGAGUUUCUGUGACACUUGCAUUUCCCCCGGACACAGAUACUCCUGGCUUUGCCAAUGAGCAAAAAACCAAACCAAUGGAAACCCGCCUUAUCUCAGAAUCUGGUGGACUUGUUCAGCCGGAAGUUGUUGCAGAAAAAAUCUUGUCAGAUGCUUUGCGAGGGCGAUUCUUUAGUUCUGUUGGUCUGGAAGGUGGAAUUGUCUGUGCUGUGGCUGCAGGAAUGUCUCCUCCUUCAUCAUAUGCUUCACUAGCUGUUGAGGUACUCUUAAUGGGCCCUCUUCGUCUUGUGGCGGCUUGCCUUCUUGUGCAUUUCAACCGCAUUGUUGAAAAGUGUAAACAUGAUAGAAACAAGAACAAGAAACUUGAAUAGAUACUAGUAUUGCUUGCACCUUUGGUUCAGACUUUGCUUGGUGUUUUGUUAAAUUUUGAGUAAGACUUGUAUGGAGCAUUCCUUAUGGCACUGAAUAUACUUAAAUAUAACUUAUUCUCAAGAAAGUAUAUCCCACCUACAACCUUGUUUUCUUUGUUGUGAUAGACUUUGUUGUUCUUCCAUUGCACUGUUUAUUGUUAGUGAAUGUGAUUACCAUGUAUUAUUUCACUUUAAAAGACUGCUAAUUUUUAACUUGUCGCACAAAAUAAAUGUUUUAACUUUU
Messenger RNA from Thrips palmi, 1487 nucleotides. It is a transcript of the gene Kdsr, whose product is annotated as 3-ketodihydrosphingosine reductase. Gene Ontology annotation, biological process: sphingolipid biosynthetic process. NCBI's taxonomy places the organism in Eukaryota, Metazoa, Arthropoda, Insecta, Thysanoptera, Thripidae. Gene Ontology annotation, molecular function: 3-dehydrosphinganine reductase activity. Bases 200 to 1204 code for a protein of 334 amino acids. The transcript has 8 exons. Gene Ontology annotation, cellular component: endoplasmic reticulum membrane. The record is from RefSeq and is a predicted model, not a curated record.